UGGCGCCUGAGGAGGGGGUGCUCGACCAUGGCUGCUGCUGGGGAUGCAUCAGCCAUGUAUCUUACUCUCUGGCUGUAGGUGAGCUCGUCCCCUCCUGGCCUCCUCCUCUCUGCUCGUAGGUGACCAACACCGAGGGGCUUCCUCUCGUGUACAGCCCCGAGAUCAUUUCGGCCUACUGGGGCAAACGCCCAGGCCCCGUCGCCACCCGAGCGGUGAAGCUCUUGUCCGUGGCCGGUGGUUUCAUCUCCCACAUCAUAUCAGACCUCAUCACCGACAAAAUCAAGGAGAGCAAAGUGGCGCGCGCAAUCGAGAUGAGAGAGAUUGUCAUGUCUCUGGGCCCUACCUACGUCAAGCUCAGCCAGGCGCCGAGCAUCCGACCCGAUAUUCUGUCCCCUGCGGCGAUGACCAAGCUUCAGAAGCUAUGUGACAAGGUUCCUUCGUUCCCUAACGAUAUCACGAUGGCUCUCCUGGAAGAAGAGAAUUGUCUCCCUCCCGAUUGCUGCAGGUUGCGGAUUGGUGCUGUUGGCCUCAACAGGGCACCUUGCACUACCCGUGUAAGUGCGUUUGAGAAGGCAGUGAGGUUGUUCACGGAAAAGCCGACGGAUAAUGUAAUCACUCUAGUGCUGGAAACGGUGAGGAUCACAAGGUGAAGAUGAGGUGCUGGUAUGGUCAUGGUAAGAGAUCCUCCUCCACGCCUCAUGGGAUGCAAUAUCAUGCUUGCUCUUGUGAAAUCGAUGAUGAUGCUCUGAAUGUUAUUUCUAUUGCCAUUGUGGAUUAGCUUCUGCCCCUCAAAUGCUAUUGGCAAGUUGCAUCCCUUAACUCCGUGGAUGAGCAGAAUUAUCAUGAGUAGUAUACAACCUAAGAUGUCUGAUUGUAUACAACCUGCACCUCGAAAUUGAUAUGUUCCAGGCUGUGUCUUUGAUUGAAAAGGAUUCUUCACUAUAAACUCUUCUAUCUGUGAUAAGUGCAACUAGAAGAAUUUGUCACAUCUAAAAUUCUGUAAUCCCUAAUAGCUGAAACUUGAGCAUUACAAAGUUUCAUUUCUGUGGGACACUACUAUCUAGAGCUUUGCUCCACUCUCAAUUUCUUUAGAAUUACAGAGAUCCCGUGGCAAUGCUUUAGAGAACUAUCUGAUCUGUUUCAGAAUGUGAGAUCAAUUGAGAUCCAGUGGCAAUGCUUUUGAGAUCUUGCUAUGUGUAACUAUUUUAUUCUACGAACCUCCCUUCUGAAUCAUGCACAGUGCAUGUUACUAUGGCAAUGAAUUUUAUCUAUGCACAGUGCCUGUUUAUAAGAAGUAUUGAUGCUUGUGUUUGAAUGGCUGAGUAGCGAACUAUAUCAUGAAAGUAUGGAAUGGCUGAGUAGUGCAUAUUCAGGCUCUCGCCAUCUAGUAUGUGAAGAGUAAUGUAACCAAUGAAAUGUGACAUAUGCAUCUGAAUUAGAUUGGUUUAAGUUUUUUACCUGAAUGCCCACAACCAAAUGUGCAUGAAUAUUUAGAAUGAGACACCAAUUGAAGAUGAACAUGUUCGUUGUUACAUAGUUGCUUCUUUCUCUUCAUGUAUUAUUAUGUGCUCCCUAAUGAUUUGGUUUUGCUUCCAUAUGAUUUGCUUCUACAUUCUGUUCCUAUGUAAUCUGAUCUGCAAUGAUUUAGUUUUUGGUUGCAUAUAGUUAAUCCGCUUCCAUGCUCUAUUCAUGUAUAAUUUUCCUGUUGUUCUUGCUAUUGUAUGUGUUCGCCUUCCAGGGACAACAUAUAUGGACAACAUAUAUAUGCUCAAUACACUACUUGUUUUCCUGUAUAGUUUUCUUACUGUUUUUCCUUUAUGUUCACUC
Molecule: messenger RNA, 1827 nt
Organism: Triticum dicoccoides
Lineage: Eukaryota; Viridiplantae; Streptophyta; Magnoliopsida; Poales; Poaceae
Product: vacuolar protein sorting-associated protein 60.1-like
Exons: 6
Coding region: 312-650 (112 amino acids)
Biological process (GO): vacuolar transport
Cellular component (GO): chloroplast
Source: RefSeq, a predicted model, not a curated record